Molecule: messenger RNA, 831 nt
Organism: Striga asiatica
Lineage: Eukaryota; Viridiplantae; Streptophyta; Magnoliopsida; Lamiales; Orobanchaceae
Source: the annotation of a GenBank genome assembly
AUGGAACUCAAUGAAUCACAACCAGCACCGAUUACACAUCAGCGUAUUUCGAUCACCCCCGGAGGAACAAAAUAUUGGAUACCGGAUUGCGACAAUACAAUCAAACCUUAUCAUGGGCAAAGAUUCCGGGAGUUACAUGAAGCAGUGAGCUUCUACAAAAAUUAUGCUCGUACUGUUGGAUUCAAUGUGAGGAACAACACCUUGGUAAAGGCACGUGACAAGACGGUCCUUUGGAAAUACGUGGUGUGCUCGCGAGAGGGAUAUAAGCAUCACGCAAAGGUCGGUCCAAAGGUACAGGGUGCAGGACACGUGACGAGACGUAGGGUGUCCAACCGGGUCCCUUACCUCAUUCCCGCAGCUGAGAUCCAGAAACCCUCACCUCCCUCACCUCAAUUUCACACAUCAGAUUACGUGAGAAUCGAGCUCGAUAUAAUAGAAUUUUUUGAUCAAUCUUCGCGAAAAUCGAGUUCGGAUUUUCGGAUUCUUGUGUUUUGCGAAAAUCAGGCACCGAUUACACAUCAGCGUAUUUCGAUCACCCCCGGAGGAACAAAAUAUUGGAUACUGGAUUGCGACAAUACAAUCAAACCUUAUCAUGGGCAAAGAUUCCGGGAGUUACAUGAAGCAGUGAGCUUCUACAAAAAUUAUGCUCGUACUGUUGGAUUCAAUGUGAGGAACAACACCUUGGUAAAGGCACAUGACAAGACGGUCCUUUGGAAAUACGUGGUGUGCCCGCGAGAGGGAUAUAAGCAUCACGCAAAGGUCGGUCCAAAGGUACAGGGUGCAGAACACGUGACGAGACGUAGGGUGUCCAACCGGGCACAGGUGAAGUGA